This is a messenger RNA of Capsicum annuum, 2195 nucleotides long. RefSeq lists its product as uncharacterized. Gene Ontology annotation, molecular function: acetylglucosaminyltransferase activity. Bases 671 to 1528 code for a protein of 285 amino acids. NCBI's taxonomy places the organism in Eukaryota, Viridiplantae, Streptophyta, Magnoliopsida, Solanales, Solanaceae. The transcript has 3 exons. The record is from RefSeq and is a predicted model, not a curated record.
GACAAAAUAUCUACAUCUUCCACCUAUAUAUACAAUGACUGAUAACCGUCUAACAUAAUUAAAAUGCUCUUCUCUUAACUAACUAACCAAUUACAUCUAGCACUAAGCUGCUAGCUAUCAGGGCACUACAUUGCAAGUUGUUAUUUCCUCAACAAUGAUCUAAGGAGAGGAGCAGUUGAGGUGAACCCAUGCCCCAACCUUUAGAUACUCCCUGUGCUUUACCCCUACAGUAGGACUAUUCUGUAUGAAUUUGAAUUAAUUGAACCUCAAAAUAAAUAUUGUAUAACUCGUGCAUUGACGAGAAAAACUGAACUACUUUUACCGCCCAUCUCUUUUGUUACCUUUUCACAUUCAAUUCACCAACUUAAUAACUUUACUAUAUGGUUUACACGAGAAAAAUAACAUGUCUUGUUAUUAACAUGCACCUUGUGUUAUCCUUCUGACCAAAACCCAUAAAAAUUCACUUUAGUUUUUCAAGCUGCCACUCAUCACAUAUAAUUACAUCAAAUACUUGCUAUAAAUAAAGAAUCCCAUCAAUUAGAAAAAAAUCACAUUUAUUUUUCAAGAAAUUGGUAUCCCUUCAAUAUAUAUAUUUUUUUCCUUAAAAUUUUUGUGUUUCUCGUCUUUCAUGGUUUUCACAAACUUGAUUUCUCUAAUUUGACGUACAAUUAUGCAAUUAUCCAGUUCAUUAAGUGGAAAAUUAUGCAAAUCAUUGUUAAUUUCAGGACUAAUCCUAUAUAGUAUCUACAUUUUUCUCUCUAAUCAUCCAUGUUGCUACUCAAUCACUACAUUCAAUAACUUGAUGAGGUUCAAAGGUGACAAUAUUCAAGAUGAUUCUCCCACGAAUGUUAGCCAUCUUGUAUUCGGAAUAACAAGUUCAUCAAGAACCUGGAAGAACAGAAUAACAUACAUUGAGUCCUGGUGGAGACCAAACGUAACACGAGGAUUUGUGGUCCUCCAAAAUUUCACCAAGUAUCAAUUGCUUCCAUGGCCUUACUCUUCUAGUCCUCCUUUCAAGGUCUCGGAAGACACGUUGAAAGGAGGACAAGUCAUAGGAAUGGCUCGCGUUGUAGCCGAGACAUUCAAGAUGGAGAACAAGAGUGUUAGAUGGUACAUUAUGGCUCAUGAUGACACAAUUUUUUUCCUAGAUAAUUUGGUUGAGGUUUUGUCUAAGUAUGAUCAUAGGAAGUAUUUUUAUAUGGGAAUGACUUCAGAAACUCAUGCAUCAAAUGUUGCACACUCAUUUAAUAUGGCUUUUGGUGGAGGUGGAUAUGCUUUAAGUUAUGCACUUGUGGAGGCAAUGGUUGAGAAUUUGGAUGUUUGUAUAAAAAGAUAUCAAACUUUUUAUGGAGGUGACCACAUUUUGCAGUCAUGUGUGGCUGAUUUUGGUGUCUCUCUCACUCAAGAAAAGGGCUUCCAUCAGAUAGACCUACAUGGUGACAUAUCUGGCUUUCUCUCAGCACAUCCACAAUCUCCAUUAAUUUCCCUUCACCACCUUGAUUAUGUAGACCCUAUAUUUCCUUCAUGAACCGUUCUCAAUCAUUAAGCCAUCUCAUGAAAGUUGCAAAAAAUGGGCAAUUAUCUCAAUCAAGACUCCUACAACAAAGCAUUUGUUAUCAUAAGCCCAAAAAUUGGACAUUUUCAAUAUCAUGGGUUUACUCUAUUCAAAUUCAUGAGUCCAUUUUUCCACCAAGUUUUAUACAAAUACCUCUACAAACUUUUAUUCCAUGGAGCAAAUUGUUUAACCCUUUCUUUCUUUUUAAUACUAGGUUGCCUAAUAAUAAUUCUUGUGAAGCACCACAUGUGUUUUUCUUUGAGUCCAUUAUGAAAAUGAGGAGUGGAAAUUAACAUUUACUUACAAAUUAUACAAGGAGAUAUUCAAGAAAAUUGCCUCCUUGUUCAUCAAAUGGUAAUCACUCUGCAGAUCACUUAUCAGAAAUCCAUGUCCUUUCUCCCAUGAAGAAGCUUGAUUGGGAGGGUGGUAGAAGAGAGUGUUGUGAUGUUAAUUACGAGGCGAAAAUGAAUGUUACAGAAAUCAAACUUAGAGAUUGCAUGCUGGACGAAAUAAUUCCAUAAUUUUUAUUUUUUUUAUAUUCCAUGAUUGUCAAACGAUGGAAGAGUUUUUUCCUAUUUACAUUUUGGAGAUAAUUCUAAAUGUACCCAGUUUUUAAGUUUAUCAUAGUAUAUAAUGAGGA